UUUUUUCUAUGAAUGAUCUUUUGAUUUGAUUGUCGGUUUCUGAUCGGAGUUCUUUUCUUUUUAUUGUUUUUCUCUAUCAUUUACUAAAUUAGCUUCAUAUGCAAUUCUUUGAUUAUUAUUAUAUCGAACAUUUUAAGUCUGUGUUUGGUUGCCCGGAAAAUUCUCUCCACUGGAAAAGUGAGGGAAAAGUGAGGUCUUACUGUUUGCUUCAGAGAGAAGGGUUGUCGGUAAAAAAAGAAAAAAAGGCAAAUAAGUAUCACUGUAGUAAAAAAGAUUCUUCUUUGUGAUGCAAUGGAUAUUGAACAAGUUGAAGAUCCAACAGCAGUUUUGAUUGGUUAUGAGAAAACUGGCAUGGAUAGCAAAGGAAAGACUAAAAUAUGCCAUGACAAGAAGUGGGAAGACCAUGUAAAGGAUGCUUCUUCCAGUUAUCAGGGAAAUUCCGUUAGUGUAGCAGGAUCUGAGGACAGUAACAAUCCUCUCAAGAGUUCUACUGCAGGAUCAAUCAAUUCAAAUAAUCUCAAUAGUUCCAACUCUGACUCGUCAUAUCAUGAUGAUGACGAGGAUUGUGAUGACGACUAUGAGGACUAUGCCGAUGAUGUUUCUGAUUGUGGUGAAAAUCAUGAUUUCUUAUAUGAAGAUGAUUAUUCUAUUAUGCAAUCCCAUUUUGAUAAUGUGGAUCUUCCUCCUGGGGUGGAGGCUUCAAUUCCAUGGUUGAAAGACCCUGCUCCUAUUGGAAAUGUGCCUCCAGUCCUGGCUGCUUCAGCUGCCCCUUCUCCAGCUGAAAGCAAGAAGGCAACAUCAAAUUUGGCUGAUAGUAAAGUGAAGUCAGCUUCUACCAGUAUUUCAAUGGUCCCAAGGGAGUCAGCGUCUCAUCAGAAAGAAGAAAAUGAAGAACAUGGAGUUAUGCAAAGAUAUCAAAGUUUCAGACAUUUUGAUGUUGUGGAUGAUUUCUCAGACCAUCAUUACAGCAAUUUGACCUCAUCAGGAGAGAAGCAACCAAAGGAGUGGGCCAAGCGAAUUCAAGACGAGUGGAAAAUUCUGGAGAAGGAUAUACCAGAACUAAUAUACGUGAGAGUUUAUGAAGCAAGGAUGGAUCUUUUAAGGGCUGUCAUUAUAGGACCCUCUGGUACUCCAUAUCAUGAUGGCCUUUUUGUCUUUGAUUGUUUAUUCCCUCCAAAAUAUCCCAAUGAGCCUCCGAUGGUUUAUUACUAUUCUGGUGGCCUCCGGUUAAAUCCAAAUUUGUAUGACUGUGGUAAAGUAUGCCUAAGUCUUUUGGGCACCUGGCAUGGUCAACAGACUGAAAUGUGGGUUCCAGGGAAAUCAACUAUGCUGCAAGUUUUGGUUUCCAUACAAGCUCUGAUACUGAAUGCUAGACCCUUCUUUAACGAGCCUGGGUAUGAAACUUCGUAUGUUGGGGCUGAGGGUGACAGGAGGUCCAGGAAGUACAAUGAGGAAGUAUUUAUUCUAUCCUUAAAGACAAUGAUUUACACACUAAGAAGACCACCGAAGCACUUUGAGGACUUUGUUGCUGGUCAUUUUCGCAACCGUGCACGUGACAUUAUUGUGGCAUGUAAGGCAUAUAAAGAGGGUGCUGCAGUAGGGUCUGUUGUAGUUAAAGACGGUGUUCCAGAUACUAAUAAAAUCGAAAAGGGUAGCUCUGAGGCAUUUAAAGGAACAAUGUCAAAGAUGAUUAAUGCAGUGGUCAAAGAGUUUGUGAAGAAUGGGUCAACAGACUGUGAGCAGUUUCAGAAUUGUGGCAGUUGAUACCAUUUGGAGUUGGUUGGACGUGAAGCGAAGGUUGGGAUGGAUUGUGAAGCCAUUAUGGAAAGCUAAUGUUGAUCAUUUUUAGCUUGUCUUCCAAAUGCUUUAGUGAACGCAUUUUUAAUAAACUUAGUUACAUUAUUACUACUUCUUACCGUAUAUAUAAGCUGCUUGGGAUUCUAUAUAGGUUUAACUAUGUAUAGUGGAAUGGCUCGGAAUGAUUCAAAGAGUUUAAACAUGGUUCUUUUCCGGUCUUAAGAGUAAUAAUUUCUGUCUUUCCAGUCAACAUGGUUAGGUAAAUUGUAUGUCGUUUGCAGCAUAUGCAUCAGCAUUUCCAAAAUCUCGUCUCACUCCUGGCCCUUAGCGGUUAAUUGUGGGCUAAAUUUGUUGUUUUAAAAGCCAUUUACACCUAAAUUUAACAGAAGAAAACACAAUUGUAAUAUGUAUAGCUUGAGGCAAUUUUAAACAAAAGGAUUCCAACUCUAGUAUAUCAUAACAGAUUAACAUUUGACUCCACUUUGUUAUUUUGAUUCAAGGGUAAAAAAAUUAGUGCAA
Messenger RNA from Durio zibethinus, 2316 nucleotides. Its product is annotated as putative ubiquitin-conjugating enzyme E2 38. Gene Ontology annotation, molecular function: ubiquitin conjugating enzyme activity. Lineage: Eukaryota; Viridiplantae; Streptophyta; Magnoliopsida; Malvales; Malvaceae. The record is from RefSeq and is a predicted model, not a curated record.